Molecule: messenger RNA, 693 nt
Organism: Linum trigynum
Lineage: Eukaryota; Viridiplantae; Streptophyta; Magnoliopsida; Malpighiales; Linaceae
Source: the annotation of a GenBank genome assembly
UAAGAUUAGCGGGGGGAAAGAGCCAACUCCCUGUUACUGAUUCUCGGAUGGGAUGAUCCCAUCCAUGUGUCUCGGUACUUCCUCCGUCAAGAGACUCGGUCACGGUGAGGUGAUAGACACUCCAUGGUCGUCAGGAGGUCUGUUCAUAGCGGAGAUCCUGGAUGUGGAAACUCCUGUUUUCGUUCGGUCCACUGGGUUACUGCACAAGGCAGUUGGAUUGGUUGGGGAAGGCACCAAGUUCGUGGAGACUCCCCCAUCAUCAUCCGCGUUCGGAACUUGUAGAGAGCUCUUAUCCUUAGCAGCUCUUGAUUUCUGGGCGUUCAACUUCAGCCCCUUAUCCCCUUGAGUAGGGGUCGUGUCCAGGGUAGGAACUGUCCCCUUCACUGUCGCAGCUUGCUUAAACUUGGCCUCUUGUCCAUUUUUCCCGUUUUGGCUUGUAAAUUAUCCCCCGGGAAGAAAAUAGGCCCCUUCUCUAUUUCGGGUUCACCCAACGUCCCCUUCGCAUGGUCCGCCAUGCACGUUAUGUCUUCCUCCACGUGUAGCACUUGGAAUCUGGAACCUGAUACAACAUUUACUUUCUCUUUUUCUUUCUCAUCCCCCGACUGUCCCUGGUGACUCGUUUGUUGGUCUCGGCGUGGGCCCCGAGGCCUGCGUUUAGCAAUCAUCCAUUCGCGAUAAACCGUGUCUGGGACA